Aspergillus niger is the source of this 1758-nucleotide messenger RNA. RefSeq lists its product as uncharacterized. Gene Ontology annotation, biological process: SRP-dependent cotranslational protein targeting to membrane. The transcript has 3 exons. Lineage: Eukaryota; Fungi; Ascomycota; Eurotiomycetes; Eurotiales; Aspergillaceae. The record is from RefSeq and is a predicted model, not a curated record. Bases 1 to 1758 code for a protein of 585 amino acids. Gene Ontology annotation, cellular component: signal recognition particle receptor complex; endoplasmic reticulum membrane. Gene Ontology annotation, molecular function: ATP hydrolysis activity; GTP binding; GTPase activity.
AUGUUGGAAGCAUUCGAGAUCUUGACUGCCUCAGGGGUAGUCCUGUGGUCGAAAUCGUACGCGCCCGUCGGGGCGCAUAUUGUUAACAGCCUUAUCAAUGAUGUCUUCAUCGAGGAGAAGGUCCAGCUUCAGGCAACGAACAAUGCUGCCCCUUCGUUCAAGAAAGAGAAGUACACUCUAAAGUGGAAAAGAGUGAAGGAAUUCGACUUGAUCUUUGUGGCCGUCUAUCAGUCUCUCUUACAGCUUGGUUGGAUCGACAAACUCCUGGACAACAUUUCCACCCUGUACAUCGAUUUGUACAAGGAUCAAUUACGAAGUACUCGCGCAAGGAUAGCACAGUACCCCUUUGACAAAUACUUUGACCAGCAAGUUCGGGAGCUUGAGGAUAAGUCGGGGCCUAUCUCUUCGGAGGCAUUCGUGGCUCAUGCGGUCGAUAAGAAAGACCCGCUGGUAUCGUCUGACAAUGGCGGCCCCCCUCCGCCACCUGUGCCUGGUCUUCUCAAAGGCGACGAAAACCGCAAAGGAAAGACACCCAAGAGCGGAAAAAAGAUGCGCAAGUGGGAUGCCGAUGGAUUUGCCGAUGAAGAUGAUGGUCAGAUCCUCGACUACUCAGCCCAUGCUGACGGUGAAGAAGCCGCUGCUCCAGCUGUGGAAGGCGUGUCGCAAGAUUCUUGGGGACGCAGAACUGGCAAGGGCCAGUUCGUACUGAAAGAUUUGGGAGACGAAGUUCACUCGAUUUUGGAAAAUGCAGAAAGCGACAAAGCAAAGGAUGUGUCCUCUGCUGGUUUCGUCGGUUCAGGUUUCAAUGCCAUUGGAGGUCUUCUACGUAAUAUCGUGGGCGGGAAGACCCUUACCGAAGCAGAUUUGGAGAAGCCCUUGAAGACCAUGGAAGAUCAUUUGUUGAGGAAGAACGUUGCACGCGAGGCCGCGGUCCGGCUGUGUGAGGGUGUCCAGCGGGAGCUCGUGGGGAAAAAAACAGGCAAUUUCCAAAGUGUGGAUGCUGCUUUGCGCUCGGCCAUGGAGUCAUCUCUUCGGAAAAUACUGACGCCUACCUCCUCUCUUGAUCUGCUCCGUGAAAUCGAUGCGGUUACGUCUCCCACUAGCAAGCAGCAAUCUCCUCGUCCUUAUGUUAUUUCGAUCGUUGGUGUCAACGGCGUUGGAAAGUCGACGAACUUGGGAAAGAUUUGCUAUUUUCUACUGCAGAACAAAUACCGUGUUCUCAUCGCCGCAUGCGAUACUUUCCGAUCUGGAGCUGUGGAACAGCUACGUGUUCAUGCACGGAACCUCAGGGAACUCAGUGCCCGCGAGAACGUUGGCGAGGUUGAGCUGUACGAGAAGGGUUACGGAAAGGAUGCAGCAAACGUGGCGAAGGAUGCUGUCGAAUACGGAGCUGCCAACCACUUCGAUGUCGUCCUUAUCGAUACUGCCGGCCGCCGACACAACGACCAGCGCCUCAUGUCCUCGCUGGAGAAGUUUGCUAAAUUUGCUAAUCCAGACAAGAUCUUCAUGGUUGGCGAAGCCUUGGUUGGUACGGACAGUGUGAUGCAGGCUCGCAAUUUCAACCAGGCCUUCGGUACUGGGCGGAACCUUGACGGCUUCAUCAUCAGCAAAUGUGAUACAGUUGGUGACAUGGUGGGGACGCUGGUCAGCAUGGUGCAUGCUACAGGUAUUCCCAUUGUCUUCUUGGGAGUUGGUCAGCAUUAUGGUGACCUGAGAGGACUCAGUGUCCCUUGGGCUGUCAAUUUGUUGAUGAAGUGA